AUGAAGCUUUGUAUCUUUUUAGGCAUACUAGCCCUAUUCUUGUAUUUAAAACACAUACAAAGAUCCAAGAUUUGUGCUGAGCUGUCCCCUGGUGUGUUUGACCCAGCUGCUGUUCACCUGCUGAACGCCACAUGUGUACGCAGACUUAAAAUACAUGGAGCUCAAUUCUUGUAUUGUCCUAUCUGUACACCUCGAUUGUGGUGGUACACAGAUCAGUAUAUUGUGCAUGUACAUCUCUACGUAAGCUUGAAAUGCAGUGCACAAGCAAACAUGAAGCAGGAUGGUGUGACCCUAAUUCUUCCCAUUUCAUGUGCAUUUCAAACAUCAGCACAGGGCAGCUUUUUUACAUCACAGGUGAAUUCAUAA
Molecule: messenger RNA, 366 nt
Organism: Podarcis lilfordi (Lilford's wall lizard)
Lineage: Eukaryota; Metazoa; Chordata; Lepidosauria; Squamata; Lacertidae
Source: the annotation of a GenBank genome assembly